AAUACGUUCAACGGCUCUAGUAGUUCAUUCAUAAACUGAUCUUCGAAUGUGUUUGAGUAUUGAAAAAAUAUAGUAUACGGAAAACAUAGUCGUACGUUUACGAUCGUAUGGUGAUCUAACAGUGUUUACAUAACUUCUAUGAAAACACGUGUCCACCAGUAAAUAUUGGAAAUGAUUAUGGACGGUUUAGACACUCUGUCGCAAGUUGCACUGGAUCAGAUUAACCUUACCAACUUGGCUAAUCUGUGUUUUGAUUGUGGAUCUGUACCGGGAGGGGGCCGACUGCCCUCAGAGUCUUUUGACGACUCUUUGAAUACGCCCGUGACUAGUAAUUCGGAUACAUUCUUUGGAAAUGAUCCUUUGGGGCCUGUGCCUAUAACUGCAACUGCAAAUAUUGAAGCCCAGAUUACGAUCCCGGAGAGAAAUUUCGGUGCAGUUCCAAGCACCCACCAGCAAACCCAGCCUACAGCUGACCAUGCCUGUCAACAGGGCAUCACCCAUCGCAUUCAGUACAAGGGGACUCUCGUUACCUCCUCAGUGACGCCCUCCACCACUACAGCGGACCAUCUCUUCCCCGUCAACGCCGGGCAGCCUAUCUUCGCUCCACUGUCGCCUUUACUUAGCAUUCUUACCCAAGCAACACAGGUGCAAGCAAACGUAGCCACCCCUGGGUCUCAGUGCCACAAUAUCCCGGACUAUUCCUCCUACCAAUGCCACCAACAGCAGCCACAGCAGCAACAGCAGCAGUCGUGCUUCAGCCCUGCUCCAUCCACUACUUCACAGCACUCACAGCAUUCCCACACAGGUUCCCCACAGCCUGACAUGGGAGUCCAUGACUGCGAUGCCUACUCCACUGGAUUUGGGUCCCCAGGGCCAUUGACCCCAAGUUCUACUCAUUCCACCCCGGAACCCCAGAUCCCAGUGUGCGAGUCUCUAUCGCUGGACUACACCAGUCCGCCUCCACCCUACUCUCGUGCAUUUGAAGCUCAAGUGAAACAGCCUCCAGUAUUCAGUUCAUGUUCUCAACAGCAGCCCAUGAUCAGUGAACAGCAAUCUAUGAACAUUAGUUACCCAGUGUCAUCUUCUAUGUCGAUGACACCACAGACUGUCCUUCAUUUCACAGACGACAUGCGCGCCGGUGAUAUGAACCAGAGUUCAGAAUUCAAAUGGACAGUGCAACCCACUCAAACUGGGUUACCAGACUUUAAUGCUCUAAAUGUUACACCAAACUACCAACAGCCGCAGUAUCAAGUUCCAAACAUAAAACAGGAACCAGGCAUUAGUGACUUAUCUAAUGAAUUUUUAAUUCCUUCUUCAUCCCAAGCCGACUACGGCAUGCCAUCUCAGAGUACCCCAUCGAAACAUUCGUUGCCUUCAUCCAUUCUUCAGCCCUACCAAGGAGGGCAACUCAAAUUGAUGCCAGUAAAGCCUAGAAAGUACCCAAAUCGCCCAAGUAAAACGCCUUUACAUGAGCGACCCUACGCAUGCCCAGUGGAGAGCUGCGACCGACGAUUUUCCAGAAGUGACGAACUCACACGUCACAUUCGUAUUCACACUGGACAGAAACCCUUUCAGUGUCGUAUCUGCAUGCGCCAAUUCAGUCGAAGUGACCAUCUAACAACACACGUGCGAACACACACGGGAGAGAAACCUUUCUCCUGCGAUGUGUGUGGACGAAAAUUUGCACGAAGUGACGAAAAGAAACGACAUGCAAAAGUACAUUUAAAACAGAAAAUGAAAAAGGAAGCAAAAAUGUUGGCUUCAAAUGCUCCUCUCCCUCCGGCUACCUCCACAAGCGACAUGAUCACGAAUAUUCUCCAAGGAAGUGUUAGCGGGCCUAGCACAACCUCAAUCCCUCACAUAGUAACGACGUCCUCGUUAUAAAAAGGACAGUGAAAAAAAAGACAGCUCAAAAAUACAUUUUUUCACUCUGUCUUCAGGGACUCCGGUGAUCAUAGAACUAUAAAUAGAUAUGACGUAAGGUUGUCCAUGUUUGAGCGCGAAAUUGAAAACGAGGUAAUUCGUUUUGAGCGCUUCAUAAGAUGGGAGAACUUUAAUACUGUUAUCAUUAUGUACAGACAAGCUUUAUUAUAGUCAUUUAAUUGUGUUGCCAAGUGUCAUUUUCAUAUUUUACAUAGUUGAUAUAUGUUGUUCCCGUUGUUCUGUUAUUACUGGCAGCAUAUCAGGUACUAGUGCUUAUGUUAAAACAUUUUUCGUUAUAUUUGUUGAUUUUUUUUUUCAUCCCCAAACAAAUUACAUUUCAGUAGAUCUGAACCCUCUAAUAGCUUUAUAAAUGGCAUUUUGUUAUAAAACUGUUUUUUCCCUCUCUUUGAAUUUCGAUGUCAAUUUUUAUACAGUUAACAAACUCGUAUUUUUUAUUUAUAUAUACCACCUUCUAUAUUAAAUAUAGUCAUGUACUGUCGAGUAAGGCUUUAAAAAAAUUCUUUAGCAAAGUUUAUGUGUACAUUGAUUUUGUUACGUUGUGAUAAAGUUUUAAUAUACAUGAGAUUGUGAGGAAGACAGGUACCAAAGUACUUGUAUAAUACUUUGUUGAAUUUGCCUUUUCAAAUUUCUUAUUUUUUAUUAUAUUUGAACAUUACAUGUUGUAUUUUCCAUAUUCUUGCUGGCUAAGAGUAAAAAGCAUGGUACUAUCAGUAACUGAUGGUUGACUGUUGAAUAAAUGAGUUAAAACUUAA
Magallana angulata is the source of this 2696-nucleotide messenger RNA. Its product is annotated as early growth response protein 1-B-like. The transcript is spliced from 2 exons. Bases 172 to 1884 code for a protein of 570 amino acids. Gene Ontology annotation, molecular function: RNA polymerase II cis-regulatory region sequence-specific DNA binding; DNA-binding transcription factor activity, RNA polymerase II-specific. NCBI's taxonomy places the organism in Eukaryota, Metazoa, Mollusca, Bivalvia, Ostreida, Ostreidae. The record is from RefSeq and is a predicted model, not a curated record. Gene Ontology annotation, biological process: regulation of transcription by RNA polymerase II.